Gongylonema pulchrum is the source of this 381-nucleotide messenger RNA. NCBI's taxonomy places the organism in Eukaryota, Metazoa, Nematoda, Chromadorea, Rhabditida, Gongylonematidae. The record is from the annotation of a GenBank genome assembly.
UUUUUCUUGUUCUCUAAAAUUUCGGAUGAUAUUGCAGCAUGCAAUUGCAGUCAUUUGUCAAAUCGGUGUUAUUUUGACCAGGCGCUUUUCGAACUGACCGGAAGUGGCGGUCACUGCAUUGAUUGUGCCGGUAACACGCAGUUACUUCGUGAAACCGUCAUUCUGGGAUUUCAGGGAGCGCACUGCGAAGAGUGUGCGGCGAAUAAUUGGCGUCGACCUGGGGAGCACUACUGUAUCCCAUGCCAGUGUAACGAAAUCGGCUCUCUGAGUUUGCAGUGCGAUGAGCAUGGCCAGUGCCCGUGCAAACCAGGCGUUGAUGGACAGUUUUGUGACCACUGCAAAAAUGGAUAUUACGAAUUCUCGAACAGUGGAUGCAAGUAA